AUGAAGGUGAAGAAGGACUUCCUGCCGAGACAUUUUCCAGUUAUCACUGAUAAUGACCAAGGUGCCAUGCAGGAGGACUACCCCUUUAUCCCUCGAGACUGCUACUACUUUUGCUACUUGGAGGAGGUUCCUGGGUCCAUGGGCACACUGGACACUUGCUAUGGGGGUCUGCGAGGCAUGCUGCAGGUGGAUGACUCGACUUAUGAAAUCAAGCCUAUGGAGGCUUCAACCAAGUUUGAGCAUGUUAUUUCUCUGCUUGUAAAAGAACCAUCAACAGCAGACGAACGUUGUACGAUUCAAAAAGAAGAUGUAGAUCUAGCAUUUGAAGAGUCAAAGUUUGCAGAAACCCCGAGAGCAGCACCUGUGUAUUUAUGGUGGCCCCAUAGGAGAGACUUAAAACUUUUCUACACAGUUAGUAACUCAUUAUUCAGGAUCAGGCCCAAUAAGACAGAUAUAAUAGAGAGAGUAGUGAUGAUGAACAGCAUAUUACACAGCAUUUAUUAUCAUCAUCGUCUGGUUGUCCACUUACAUGCCUUGAUCAUAUGGGAGAAAAAAGAUGCAAAGGACGUAACGAAUUGGAAAACUACAUAUGAAGCUAUUGCAGCAUAUGGUUACUUUAAAUAUGAUGCAUAUUAUAAAAAAAUACCUCAUGAUACAUCAGUACUUCUUACAGGACAUAAAAUCGGUGGUAGAACAUAUUAUGCCUUUGAUAAUGCAGUAUGCAACCCCAACUGGGGGGCAAUGUUUGUAUAUGUAAAAGAUUUUCAUCUAUUCUUAGCUGCCAGUGUCGCUGCACAUACACUGGGUCAUAUGUUUAACAUGAAGCAUGAUGAAGCUGGUUGUAAAUGUUUUCGAAGAACUUUCUGUGUCAUGAAUCCUUACUUAGGUCUUAACGAUAUGUUCAGCAAUUGUUCUUACACGCCAAUCCACUAUCGAAUGCAUGUUUAUGAUCAAUGUUUGGCUUACACAAUGACACCAUACAAUAAUUUUCCUUAUGUAGCGCCUCGUUGUGGCAAUAAGAUCAUAGAUGGUUCCGAAGAAUGUGACUGUGGCUCCUUGAAAGACUGUGCUGAAAAUAAAUGUUGUGAGACCAAUUGUGCCCUAACCCUUGGAAAUCAAUGCAGUACCGGAGAGUGCUGUGUUAACUGUAGAUAUGCUCAUCCUGGAAGGAUUUGUAGAGAGAAGGGUGGCAUUUGUGACCUAUUGGAAUACUGUGACGGGAAAAAGGCUACUUGUCCAGAUGACUUUUAUAUCCAGGAUGGAACCCCGUGUUCUCCAUUAUCCGUUUGUGUGAGAGGAAACUGUAGUGACCGUGACAUGCAGUGUCAAGCCCUGUUUGGCUACCAAGUAACAGAUGCCCCGAAAGUGUGCUAUGAUAUCUUAAAUGUUAGGGGUGACCGUUUUGGAAACUGUGGGCGCUACUUUCAGAAUGGGGGAGAAAGAUAUAAACCAUGUGAGUCAGAUGAUGUUCUUUGUGGAAUUUUGCACUGUCGUGAUGUCAAAGAAGUACCUGGUGGAGGUGAGCACACUACAUUUCGUCAGCUAUUAGUUAAGCAAGAAAAAUGCUUUGGAUUUGAUUACCACUUUGGCAUAGACCUGCCACCACUUGGGUAUGUAAUAGAUGGUGCAACCUGUGGGCCAGGAAGUUACUGUUUGAACAGGAAUUGCACUUUUCAUCAAGACAUGAGCUUUGACUGUGAUGUCAAGAAAUGCAAUUUCAGAGGGGUGUGCAACAAUAGGAAAAAUUGUCACUGUCAGCACGGAUGGAAACCACCCCUGUGUGACAUCCGAGGAUCAGGAGGCAGUAUAGACAGCGGCCCUCCACCUGACAGAGAACCAUCUAUUCGUGGCAAAAUAGAUGUGAUCGUAAACAAGGCUCUAGUUCUAGUAAUGAUUCGGGCAGUCCUUUUAAUCUGUGCAUUCAUUAUUGGCUGCAUUUCAUACUUAGGUUCAGGAAAGAAUGAAGGUGAAGAUGAAGAGUCUAAUAAUUAA
This is a messenger RNA of Pipistrellus kuhlii (Kuhl's pipistrelle), 1992 nucleotides long. RefSeq names its product disintegrin and metalloproteinase domain-containing protein 30-like. NCBI's taxonomy places the organism in Eukaryota, Metazoa, Chordata, Mammalia, Chiroptera, Vespertilionidae. The transcript has a single exon. Gene Ontology annotation, cellular component: sperm head plasma membrane; external side of plasma membrane; plasma membrane. Gene Ontology annotation, molecular function: metalloendopeptidase activity. Bases 1 to 1992 code for a protein of 663 amino acids. Gene Ontology annotation, biological process: proteolysis; male gonad development. The record is from RefSeq and is a predicted model, not a curated record.